Molecule: messenger RNA, 291 nt
Organism: Aspergillus saccharolyticus JOP 1030-1
Lineage: Eukaryota; Fungi; Ascomycota; Eurotiomycetes; Eurotiales; Aspergillaceae
Exons: 1
Coding region: 38-217 (59 amino acids)
Source: RefSeq, a predicted model, not a curated record
CCGGGUCUUUCUAUGUUAUUCAUCUACUUAUUCUCAUAUGACCAUGAAAGUGCGCUUGCCUCCAGAUUACGUUUUCGCCUCAAUCCUUGUCACCAUCGGGAACUUCUCCAAUGGUUUUGACACAGGCUCAAUCGGCGCUUUGCUCUCCCUGGCGCAGUUUAGCCGAUCUAUAGGACAUGAUCUCCAUUCCUCUCAGGAUUCACAGUCGCGCUUAUGAUGCUAGCGGGUGUUCUUACAUCCCUUAUAGCCGGUCAUAUGGCGGACGGAUUUGGUCGACCGCGAAUAUCUUGC